AUGGUAGGCAGCAACCUUCACGACUGGCCCACAAUAUGUCUAUGCCUCCUCUACAGCGCACUUGUCAGCUCAGCCAUCUGCAACAGCGACGCGUACGGUAGCCCGAGUAUCGAUGAUUGCAACCGGGCCAUCUCCAAGAUCCCAUUCGCUCAGGCAGCACCCCGGAACAUCAAAGGUCAGCGGCCGAGGAAUUUUGCAGAGCCGCAAUUCAUGCAGCCUACGUUUGGUGGUAUCAGUAAUGACCAUCGACCCGAUGCGAUUGUGCAGUCGCCAAAGAUCUGGAAGCAUAACUCCUGUCGCAUCGCUCUUAUGAGCGAAGCUCGCCCCAUGGCAAUCAAAGUGCUAGAUCCGCAAUUUGCCGCAAGCUGGCACAUCGUCAAAGAACAGUUCAGCCAUUUUAGGAACUGCUUUGCCGGUGGAAUCGCCAAAGGGGGGUAUGCACCGCUAACACUACGUGGCCGAUCCCACGUUGCAGCGCUAUACAUGUACACGAGCGAUUCGCCAUUCAAUCUCGCAUGGAUGAGUAGCUACACGUCGAUAGGAUUCCCCGUGGAGCCUGUCAAGCAGCCGAGCGGGAUCGGGUCGUUGAACAAUAGCUCCCAGACAAGCCAGCUUGGCACGCUUGGCGACAGGCUCAGAGAUCAAGAGAUGACGACCCUACGGACCUCUCUCCAAGCAAACUAUAACAACACCCUCCAUCUCAAAGCCAUGCCUCGCCCUCGCCGAAGCCGUACAAAUGGCCAUGCCCGUCCCAACGGUCUUUGCAUCCACAUCAUUACCUACGGCAACUCACGCGGUCGCCCCCCAAUCCCCAUGCCCAAGCUCAUGCAUCUCGACUGUUCCCGUGCCCAAGCGCCACCAGAGCAUCUCCAGCUCAAUCGCACAGGAGUCGACCGAGAAGUUUUCGACUACUUCUUUUCGAAUCCAGUACACGAAAGGAUUUUCCAGAAGGCCUUGGAUCACCUCGAGGGUUUACAUGCUGCAAACGAGGGGUUGAUGCUUCAUGCAAGCGGUAAGCCUUAUGCCGCGGACCCACCUUUGGACGUUCCGACCAAUGAGGGGCGGACUCCACUGAUAUACGCUUGCCAAAGUGGUGAACAAUUACUGGCGAAGAAACUCAUAAAUCACGGUGCAAACAUUCAGGCGGUCGACAAACUUGGGUUAACGCCUUUGCACUGGGCAGCGUAUUGUGGAAAGGCCGAGAUGAUUUCUCCGUUACUUGCUAACGGCGCUGCGCUUGAAGCGCAAACCCCAGAAUCACUGAGUCGUACACCACUCCACCAAGCUGUUCGUAGUCUAUCUGACUCCUCUGAUACUGUUGAACAACUGUUACUGGCCGGUGCAGACAAGGAAGCUAGAAGUCAGUAUUGCUGGCGAACGCCUUUACAAUUGGCUGUCAAGAGCAAUAACAAGGCUUGCGUCACUCAUCUUCUGAAACCUGGUGCUAACAUCGAUGCUUCGGAUACAGAUGGGUAUACAUCUCUUCACGAUGCCGCGCGGCGAGGCCAGCUUGAGAUUGUAGAGGCGCUUCUUGAUCACGGCGCCAAUCCUACAAUUAAGACAAGCAGGUUACUGGGUACAAAACCUUCGGGUGUCGCUAAGGAUAGUGACGUACCGACAGCUCAAAAGGAAAAGAUCAGGACGCUGCUCAAGGAAGCCGAGAAGGCCUGGAAACGGUCUGGUAGAAAGGAGGAGCGCCACUUAUGGAUACGUUGA
Letharia lupina is the source of this 1716-nucleotide messenger RNA. RefSeq lists its product as uncharacterized. The record is from RefSeq and is a predicted model, not a curated record. Gene Ontology annotation, cellular component: cytoplasm; nucleus. Gene Ontology annotation, molecular function: protein binding. NCBI's taxonomy places the organism in Eukaryota, Fungi, Ascomycota, Lecanoromycetes, Lecanorales, Parmeliaceae. Bases 1 to 1716 code for a protein of 571 amino acids. The transcript is spliced from 5 exons.